CCUGUGUUCCUACGCCGGACUCCGUUCACAUAUUGUCGGAUUUAAAGUUCCACGUCUCAUCGGCGAACACCCGACGGCAUUUAACCCCUUUUAUGAUUUUUUACUUAUUAUCUAUAGAAGUUUAUCCAUUCGGUUGGUGGUUUUGAUUAAAUAGACUGUGUUUUGAUGACAUGUAAACUUAAAGCCUAGGCUGAGUUCUGCGGGCUAACCUGCUCUUCUGCUUUCUCGACACUUUUAUUUACCUGAUGACUUAUGAAAUAAUAGUCCUGCUCCAUAAAGAUAACACCGAAUUUAUCAGCACAGAUUACUAAUGUGUUAAAGUUUAUUUUACUGUGAAAUGUACUUCGUCUGUGUCUGACAGCUACGAAGGAACUCAAAUGUCAGUUGUUACUAUGGGGUUUGGUAUGAACAAACGAAAGUAAUGUUACGGGUGUUUGUUUACUGUAAUGUCAGAGACUGUGUCUAGUGUGAAAUACUGUUAUACUGCUGUACUAGUAGAAAACACUUUGACUGAAGUCAUAUUCUUUUGGUAUAGCUGAAUAACUUAUACCAGCUAUUUGGAAAAUAUCAGGACUUUUUCACAGUUCACAGUUUAUGAAGCAGAAUUAUUUCAAACCACGUUAUUAAUAAGUAAAUAAUGUAUUUUUCAGUUUUAGGUCAUGAUUAUUGUGCAGCUGGUAUAAUUUCAGGUUUUUUCCAUGGGCUUUGGUCUGCAGGCUUGUGAUGGAUGGUUGGUGUUCUUGAUGCUGUUUUUCCAGACAUGUUCGCGUCCUGCUGUAACUGGCUGUGCAUGGACUCGGCUGAGGUUGAGCCGCCGGAUGGACGCCAUCAGUCCUACACCAACUCGGGCUUCAGCAGUCAGCCUUCGCCUCCACCUGAGCACACCUGUAAGGCCUGUGGAGGCUCCUUCGACACACCUGCCAGGAAGCAUGUGUGUGUGGACUGCAAGAAGAACUUCUGCAGCGGUUGCUCUGACCAGCUGGAGCUCCGCCCCCGCCUGUGUCACACCUGUCAGCGCUUCUACGGCAACCUGCUGGAGAGGGCGGAGCUUAUGAAGCUUAAGGUGAAGGAGCUCAGGGACUACCUGCACCUGCACGAGGUCUCCACCCACCUGUGCAGAGAGAAGGAGGAGCUGGUGGAGCUGGUCCUCAGUCAGCAGUCCUCCCCAGACCAGCCCCCCGUCCCAGACCACCCCCCCACCCCAGACCCCCCUCCCAUCACUGUCACCCCUGACCUCCCCGACCUCACCCCCGUUCACGAGACCCCCACACCUGCCCCGACCCCGGUCACCGAGCAGCCAGAAGCCUCGGACACAGAGACGGAGACGGUCGCCAUGGAGACAGACGACAUUCAAGACGAAGACCAGGGCUGGGACCCUGAGGGCCCCCCCCUCCCAGGCCGCCGCGCCUCCUUAUCCGACCUGAGGAGCCUGGAUGACGUGGAGGAUCUCAGCGUCCGCCAGCUGAAGGAGAUCCUGGCCAGGAACUUUGUGGACUACAAAGGCUGCUGUGAGAAGUGGGAGCUGAUGGAGCGGGUGAGGAGGCUGUACCAGGACCAGCAGAACCUCCUGGCGGCCAACGCCGUCAAUGCCUCAGAGUCCGGCCGUGGCCCUACAGGUGUAGAGGAGAACCUCUGUAAGAUCUGCAUGGACUCGCCCAUCGACUGCGUCCUCCUGGAGUGUGGUCACAUGAUCACCUGCACCAAGUGUGGGAAGAGGAUGAGCGAGUGUCCGAUCUGUCGGCAGUACGUCGUCCGAGCCGUCCACGUCUUCCGGUCCUGAACCGGGACCAGAAGACGGCGUCCUCACCUGGACACAGGAGCUGAUCAUUGAAGGGAACUAUUUAAUUAACUCUAUUUUUCUAGUGAGAAGUGACCUUACCUGACUUUAGAAACGCUGAAUGUUCAUCCUCAGAAGAGCAGGAACUGCCUUGGGAUCAGUUGACCAAAGACUAAAACAUGCUGCAGGCGGAGGUUUGUUUACAGGCUGCUAAAUACAUCAGGACGUGUAGAAGAACUCUCUCUCCCACAAUGCAACGCUGCACAGGGACAACCUCAGGGCAUCAGAGCAGCAGAAUCAAACACCUGAGCUCACCUGGAGAGAAUAACUCAACAGAACAUUCACAGCGAGCCGGGGUUUUCUGCCGGUUAGAAGUAGAAUCAUGUAGAUUUUGGUCUCUGUGGGAAAGCUCCUCCAAAAGUUCCUGAGUUGACCAGUGGGGGGCAGCACAGGCAGAGUCUGAGCUAGCCUGACGUAGCGCCCCUGAAUUCUUAUCAGAGUUAGAGUCUGGAUUUCACUCGAGUUCUGAUGGGGAACUUUGGUAGAAUCAGAACCUCAUUCGGUCGUGGCUCUGAUCAGAACUCAUUCGCUAGCUGUGACCUUAAACUGCUGCAGACUUAUAAAAAGUGAGGACCGGACCGUCUUCUCCAGGUAAAUACAGACAUUCAAGUCGACUUGUGUCUUAACUUAACCAUGAACCCAGGAAUGUAGCCUCCAGACAAAAUAAAUCCUAAAUGAUGAUCUCAACAGCUUUGGUCGAUGUCCUCACCCCAUUCUGAUUUUAUCGUCUCUGUCCGGAAACGACAGGAUUAAAUGUUGGGCUGUUCCUUUAAAUCUGUUUAACCAGGUUUAGUGGAAACAGCCGAGGCCCCAGAAUGCUUCCCUGAGGGACUCCGCACUUUAUUAACAGGAUGUGUUCACCUGUACCAGCAGACUGUGUCUCGUUAAACUCUCUCGUUUAAGUUUGCGUGUUGUUGUUGCACUAAUCUGGUAAAGCUGAAACAUUUUAAUUUUAAGUUCUUUGGUUGAUCUUUUUUUUUUUAAGAAGAGCAAUAUUAAUAUUAUUAUUAUUAGUUUUUUUUCUUCUCGUGGGAUCAUUAAGUUUGAUUUUAGACGUGAACAUUUUAUCUUGUUUGGUACUUUUAAGUCUUUCUUUCUGACUUUGAGAUCAUAUGUUGAACCAUAGUACUGUAUAUUCACAUUAUCGGUGGAUAAAGUCAUGUCAACGCAGCACUGUGAGAGUUUCAUAUCACCAAAGCUAGCUGUUAGCAUUGUUAGCUAUAAGCUAACGUUUCCUCCUUAUAAUCCAGUGGCCUUGAAACUUUUUGACUCAGUAAAAUUAAAAAGGUUUUUAAAUGUCUCGCUCUGUCUUUUUUGUAGGAUUAAAAAGGUGAAAUGAUCUUCAGUCUCGAUGAAAACGAGAAACAGUUUCUCUGUUCUUAGAAAAUCUGUUGAAAAUAAAUAAUGUGUGAAUAAUUUUGUAAUAAAAUGGAACUUCUUUCA
This is a messenger RNA of Mugil cephalus (flathead mullet), 3280 nucleotides long. It is a transcript of the gene rffl, whose product is annotated as ring finger and FYVE-like domain containing E3 ubiquitin protein ligase. The transcript has 7 exons. Gene Ontology annotation, molecular function: ubiquitin protein ligase activity. NCBI's taxonomy places the organism in Eukaryota, Metazoa, Chordata, Actinopteri, Mugiliformes, Mugilidae. Gene Ontology annotation, cellular component: cytoplasm; plasma membrane. Bases 728 to 1780 code for a protein of 350 amino acids. Gene Ontology annotation, biological process: negative regulation of extrinsic apoptotic signaling pathway via death domain receptors; protein K48-linked ubiquitination; proteasome-mediated ubiquitin-dependent protein catabolic process. The record is from RefSeq and is a predicted model, not a curated record.